Messenger RNA from Puntigrus tetrazona (Sumatra barb), 1791 nucleotides. Its product is annotated as zf-DHHC domain-containing protein. The transcript has 9 exons. The coding region runs from base 44 to 937 and encodes 297 amino acids. The record is from RefSeq and is a predicted model, not a curated record. NCBI's taxonomy places the organism in Eukaryota, Metazoa, Chordata, Actinopteri, Cypriniformes, Cyprinidae. Gene Ontology annotation, molecular function: palmitoyltransferase activity.
CUCGUCCUUUUAUGACGUCAUCAGGAAGACCGCAGAUGGAAAGAUGGCUGCGUUUCGCUGUCGGCGAGACCCGUGCGGCUUCAUUUGUCUCAUUUUAACUUAUUUCAGCGUGUUCUACGCCGACUACGUUGUGAUUCAGUAUGUCCUGAUCCCCGCGUAUUCCGGAAGUGUAUGGUGCACUCUCCACGGAUCUGUGUUUAAUAUUAUUUUAUUACUGUUGCUGGCAUGCCAUUCAAAAGCAGUGUUCUCUGAUCCUGGUAUGGUUCCUCUACCUGAGACAGCCAUUGACUUCUCAGACUUGAGGUCCCAGUCCAACCGUCUGAAUGACAGAGGCUGUGAGGGCUGGACAGUGUGCAGUCGCUGUGAGACGUAUCGGCCUCCUCGAGCCCAUCACUGCAGAGUUUGUCAGCGCUGCAUUAGGAGAAUGGACCAUCACUGCCCAUGGAUCAAUAACUGUGUUGGAGAACUCAAUCAGAAAUAUUUCAUUCAGUUCCUGUUUUACACAGGCAUGGCCAGCUUGUAUUCCAUGGCACUGGUAGUUUCAGCAUGGGUUUGGAGAAUAAGAAGUGAAAGAGAGGGUGAUGGAGAUAAAGAAGGAGAAGAAUCUCCUAGCAAACAUCUCAUUGUGGCACAUUAUAUCAUUUUGUUAGUGGAGUCGAUACUGUUUGGAGUUUUUGUCUUGGUGAUAUUUUAUGACCAGCUGGUGUCCAUUAUAACAGAUGAGACGCCCAUUGAACAGAUGAGAAACAGACUGAUGAAAGAUAAACCCAACAACACCCACCCAUCACACAUAACACACACGAGAAAGCCCAAAAUUGCAUUGCUGAGGGAGGUUUUCGGACGUGGUUCAAUAAUAUGUUGGCUGUUCCCGCUCCAUUCCUCGCCUCCUACCGUUGGCGGCAUCAGUUAUUCAGCACUUCCUGAUUACGAUGUGUAACACCAACCAGUUUUCCAUCGGUUCCUUUGAACGUUUUAUCAGUAUCGCAUCAUGUGUAGGACACUGUGAAUAUUAUGUUACUGAGGUGCAAAUUUCUGCUAAGAUGAAGAAAGAGUAGUGCUGUGUGAGUGUGACUUCUGCUUGCUGCUUCUCACACACAAAUACUAGGUACUUCUUCGACAAACCUGGAUCUUUUUUCUUUUCUCUGUUCAUCUAAACGAUUUCUCUUCAUAUAACCCAGAACUUUUUUUUUUUUUUUUUUUAUGUAACGUUAAUUAUGAGGAUUAAUCAGUUUUCUCUCAUUAGUAUUUUGUUAAUAAAGCAGUAUGUUAACCCGCGAACAGUAUAUAUUUUGUCACAUUACCAUUGAUUGGCUUUAAGGGACUUGAAGACACACUCGCAAGGUCAGCUGUGUUGACUUUAUUUCAGGUAAAUGCAAUAGGAUGCACCAUCGUUCAUUUUGUUAUUAUUGUGUGUGUUCGGGUACAUGGAUUGUACUCCAUUUUACAUGAGGAUUGUAAAUAAAGAUGUAUUUUAUAACUUUAAUUUCUGACAAAAGUGUUGCUGCAUUUUCAGGGUACUGGACUAUUUGUGUUGAAGUGCUUGAUUUUGUUUUUGUUUGAAACGUUAAUGUUUUGCUGUUUUAUGGACAGCUUGAGGGAUGUGUGUACAUAACAACAGAUGAACAUGUAUAUUGAUAAUGUUUACAUUGAUAUUUAUUGUAAUUUAUCUGUGGAUUUUUGUGUCUAAAUGCUGCUCUGACUUACGUGAAGUAAAACACAUCUUUUCAUAUUCUGGCUUUUUCGCUUGAAAAUUAAAGUUUGAGUGGAAAUAAACCAGCAGUGGUAAAUAUA